This is a messenger RNA of Kwoniella shivajii, 915 nucleotides long. RefSeq lists its product as uncharacterized. The transcript has 2 exons. Bases 1 to 915 code for a protein of 304 amino acids. Lineage: Eukaryota; Fungi; Basidiomycota; Tremellomycetes; Tremellales; Cryptococcaceae. The record is from RefSeq and is a predicted model, not a curated record.
AUGGAAGACGAAUACCCCACGUCCAGGAGUGUAUAUGAGGAAGAAAAAGCCAAAUACGAAGAGCAAAGAGAUAAAUACUUGCAGCAGAGAAGAAUAUACAUUCGAGACGAAGAUAAUUAUCUAGAGAGCGUCGAUGCUUUUUUCUCGACAUUUCAUGGGAGCUGUGGAACAGGAGCAGCAAGGGUCUGUAAAGGGGCUUUGGAUGAUAUGAGACGAGAAGUAGAUAACAGCCGAAAAGCACUGUCAAACAGUCUAAGAAACGUGGAGACCAGUCAAGAUGACAUGGAGACCCGUCUCAGAGAAAUGGAGACCGUUCAGCGAAGCUCAGAGGUCAAUCAAAGACAAAUGGAGGCCAGUCAGAGACAGAUGGAGGCCAGUCAGAGACAGAUGCAGGCCAGUCAGAAAUACAUGGAGACCAGUCGAAGAGCCGCAGACGUCCAGUCAAGGGCCCUAAAAGCUGGUCGAGGACGAGAAGAUACUCCGUCGAGGCGUCCGUACGUCAGAGGUAAUACAGCCGCCGCUGAACAUGGAAAACUCACAAGAAUGGACGGCAGUAUGCACAAUUAUUCGAACACUCCUUCAUGCCGCGGUUAUGAUAUCACAUCCUAUGUUGAAGAAGGGAAACCCAACUUUUUUGCAGUUGCUGGAAACAAUGCUUUCGACGGAUCUAAGAUAACUACUUUGAAAGGCUCUUCUGAUACUGGUAAUAUAACAUAUGUCGAUACGAUGGGACGCGAUGGUCCCCCUUCAUUGGGAGCCAGUGCUUCUGCCAAUUCUGUCCAUGAUCAACUUCAGGAUGAUGAAAGAAACCUCAACCCAUCUUGCGAUUCGGACGAUGAUUCCUGGGGCGAUGGACGCUAUACUCCAACAGAAGGAGCCCAGACACCGGAAGUACUACUUCACGAUCUUCCUUGA